AUGGAAUACAGGGAUGAUGACAAUAAGCAUGAGGAAAUAGUUUAUUUUUACCAGUGGGUUGAAGCACUUACGAAUAAGAGUAAAAAGAAAGACAUAAGUUUUUUCAUUCACGGGUUAUAUAAUGUAAUAUAUGAUGAGGGUAAUGAAGAAGAGCAAGAACUUACAAGUGAACAGUUGAAAGAGAAGAAAAAUAGCAGUCUUCAUCUUCCUAUUUCUAGUUGUAGUUAUACCAUAUAUGAGAAACUGUGCUCUGGUAUUCGCUACUUCGAAAUGGUUAUACAACAAAAUGGGAAGAGAGGAGAUGAAGAAAUGGACCUAAACAUUUCCAACAAAGAAUUAAGUUGUUUGUGUGGAGAAAGAAACCUUUACCUCAUUUCGGACCUCUUACAGCAAAUCAGCGUGUUUUGCAUGAAAAAUAAAAACGAAAUGAUUAUCUUGUCCUUCCUGCAACAUGGGGGUGGUAGUGAGAGAGACAAAGAAAGAGGCACCGGAAACAGUAGGCAAAAUGACAAUAAUAAAAAUAGGAAAGGAUCCAAUAGUGGGAAAACCCAGGAAGACUACCCUGCAAGCAAUAGCCUAACCACCCUGAUCAUGCAGGCGUUAGACAUAUACAUAUAUUUAUACUUAAGGGACUAUUUAAAGUACUCUGAGAUGGAAGAGAAUUAUAAUGUUUUAUAUUUUUACAAUGAUAAAGAAAGAAUUAUAAAUUUAAGUAAAUACAAUUUCAACAUUGACCAUUUCGAUAUACGUGAAUGGGUUUUUAAUAACAUGUCUUUGUUGUUACCAUCAAAAAGGAUUGAAGAAGUUGAGGCAGAUGAAGUAUAUGCUCAAAAAUGGCAGGAAACAAAUACUAUUUCGCCCGUUGAUAGGAUUAAGAAGAGAGGUGGACCAAGCAUCCUUUCAUCUGUAGGACGUACUCAAGAGAGGGGAGCAAACACCCUUUCACUUCCUAGAAAUACCCAGGAAAGGGGGGAGAAAAUCAUUUUAGCAGAUGGAUAUACUCAGGAGAAAUCCUCUUCAAAUCUAUCACAACAUCAUCACCUGUCCUUAUUUCGCUUGAAUUCUAUGACAAGCGAAAAAACUCAAAAAUCGUCUUGCAAAAUAGAAAUUAAUAAGAAGCUUCCCAAUAUAAUACUAGGUAAUCACACUAAAGGGGCUUCCGCUAACUUUAUUAACACAUCAGCAGAGAAUAAUAAUAAUUUAUAUAUUAAUGGUCAUAAUAAUACUACUGUAUAUAUUAAUGAUCCAAAUAAGAAUAGUGGAAAUAUUAAUGAUAGUAAUAAAAAUGGUAGUAAUUACUAUAAUAAGCACAGACAUAGCCCCGACGAGAGACCCCCAAACUCCAAUAAUAGUACGUUGCAUUAUUUGAAAUACUCAAACGAGGAUUACGACAGAGCUACUUUGCACACAUUGUCAACAUAUGAUUGUAAUUUAAAUACAUGUAAACAAUUUAUUGGACAUUAUAAUUUAUCAUUAACUUCUUACGUGGUUGAUGUGUCAAAAGAAAUGGUAUUACAUAAUUCACCUUUUAUAUUUACAAAGAAGAAAUUAAAGUAUUUACCUGAACAGUCAUAUAAAAAAGAAUUCGCACAUAUUUCCAAAAAUAACGAUUAUUAUUAUGUCGUAAAAAUUGAGAAGGAAGACAUACAAGAUGUUCUCUCAUAUAUUCAUAAAAAUAUAGAUAAAAAAAUAUGCACCAAUUUUGUGAGUGUUCUCACGGCAAAUCUUAGCGUUAGCAAUAUUUUCAAGAUUGUGCGGAUUAAUUUGAAGCGCGCAAUGAAUUAA
Messenger RNA from Plasmodium malariae, 1785 nucleotides. RefSeq names its product conserved Plasmodium protein, unknown function. Gene Ontology annotation, biological process: lipid metabolic process. The transcript has a single exon. The record is from RefSeq and is a predicted model, not a curated record. Gene Ontology annotation, molecular function: phosphoric diester hydrolase activity. NCBI's taxonomy places the organism in Eukaryota, Apicomplexa, Aconoidasida, Haemosporida, Plasmodiidae. Bases 1 to 1785 code for a protein of 594 amino acids.